GUAGCCCCAAUGAUGUGUCUGCCGGGUUCUGCAAAGAGGAUUCCGCCUCGCAGACACAGGCGAAUAGAAGACAGGAACGACGUUAUCGGUCAUGGAUGAUCCCGUAUCUUGAGUGGCGAUAAUAUCAUUUCGCCUUGGAGAACACAAUCGCAGAUAUUCUAACAUCAUGACCGAUUACGAUUCAAAACGACGAGGAGGCCGUGGCCGUGAGCGUCAUCAUCCAAGCGACUACCUCUAUUACAGCGAUGACGAACGCCGGUCACGGACCAGAUCCAGAGGUCGCGAUCUCAUCAAUCGAUUACGAAAUCAACUGUCUAGUCGCUCCCGGUCUAGCAGAGGACGCAACCGAUCUGAUUCUCGCGACCGCUAUCAUCAACCAGAAAAUGAGAAGAUGGAUCGCGCAAUAAAUGCAGCAAUUGAUGCGGCGGUUGUGGAGGCAUUCCGAUUGAGAGGAAAGCCAGGCAAGUGGACUGGUUCCAAGGGAGCUAGAGUCGCCACCGCAGCAGCUAGCGCAGCAGUCAUCGACACGAUGCUUCAGAAACAUUCAAAUAAGCAUAGCAAAAGGACGAUGACUGAAGCCAUAGUUGGUGGUCUUAUCGUAAACAGGGUUGUAAAUGGGCCGCGGAAGGAGCUGAGAUAUCGUUGAGUUGUCAAAGAAUGGCAGAAGUAAUCUCGCAGGUGGAAGCGCUAUCCCAAAGUUGACUGUGCAGAGGAGGUUAACGACCGGUUUGACGGAUGGUAUGUAAUCUUAGGCAACAUAUUGAUACUUACGAUAUCU
Ilyonectria robusta is the source of this 778-nucleotide messenger RNA. RefSeq lists its product as uncharacterized. Lineage: Eukaryota; Fungi; Ascomycota; Sordariomycetes; Hypocreales; Nectriaceae. The record is from RefSeq and is a predicted model, not a curated record. The transcript has 3 exons. The coding region runs from base 167 to 646 and encodes 159 amino acids.